AUGUCCGCCCGACCUUCGCGGACCACGCGAAGCUCAGCAUCAGCCACAGCACCAGCAGUUGGGCCCCCCACCGGCCUCCGCACGCGCAAACAAUCCUCCCUCGCACCUCCCCCUCCGCCUCCUUCAACAUCAGCCAACACCGCCCGCCGCACAACCCGUUCGUCGCGCUCGACUACCCCCGCUCCGCCUCCGGAAGUCAAGGUCACGCAGACACGUGCAUCGGUCGCUCGAGCUGCCACAACAACCUCGGCUGCGACGCGUCCGCUUCGAACUUCGUCGAGGCUGAAUGUUACGAGUCUUCCGCCUCCUACGACGCCUGGCGUGCGACGAGGAGCGUCUUUGGCUGUGCCCACGUCGGCUGUCAAGCCAAAGACGCCCGGGCUGUUGAGUCGGAUGACGAGCAGGGAGUCGUUGAGGCAGCCAAAGACGCCUGCGGCGCACUCGGGCGCGGUAGGACACCUAGCGAGGGCGAGCGAUGGGUUUGAGGGACCGAGGGAACCUCUCAAGGCGUACUUGCGGAUCAGGCCUGCGCCGCCUGGCGUUCGUUUGCAGAGCUACAUCCAGGUCCUGAACGACACGGAUGUACUGAUGGUCCCGCCUGCGGACCACCGCUUGAACCCCUCGUCCUCGACCUCCUCCCUCUUCUCCAACGCCCUCCUCCGCUCGUCCAACCUCAACUUGAACCCGUCCUCUCAUCCGUCCGGCGUUCCCGACGACAUCCUCGCCUCGCCCAUCCCUCACUCGCAAGUCUUGACGCCCGACUCGUCAACCUUCGGUGCACUCUACAAGUUUACCUCCGUCUUCCCCUCUCAUCCCUCUUCUCCAACCACUUCCACCGCCUCUGGGUCGAAAGAGAGCGGCCAAUCCCAAUCCUCCUUCUUCCGAGCCACGACUCUCCCCCUCGUCCGCGAUUUCCUCCAGAACGGCGAGAACUGCCUGCUGUUCGCGUAUGGGCCGACGGGGAGUGGGAAGACCUUUACGGUGCAGGGUGGAGCGGGGGAGGAGAGGGGAUUGUUGCCGCGCGUCGUGGAGGUCGUCUGGAAGAGUCUUGAGAAGAAGCGCGCCAUGCCUGGACAGUUCACCCCGCCUCGAGCAGCUCCUGCAGGUAAACCGAUGACCUCGACUCCGAACGCCAAGUCUGCCGACGAGACUGCGCCUGAGGACCCUGACUUCGUCCCCGUCGACCAGAACUACGAGUACGCGGUCUGGGUCUCCUACUCGGAGAUCUACAACGAGAAGAUAUACGACCUGCUCGAGUCGCCCAUCCCGGCUCCCACGCCCUCGACGCCCGCUGCUUCCGUUUCUUCAGGCGGCGGGAUGCUCAAGGGUCUGUUCAAGAAUUUCACGACGGUCAAACGGAGCGCGUUGAGCCUCAAGGCGGACAAGGCACCUGCGGCGGGACAAGGUGCGACGACGAAGGUUGUUGGCGGGUUGCAAGAGGUCAAGGUAUCGAGUGCAGAGGAAGCGCACGCUGUCCUCUCGCGCGGCCAGUCGAACCGCCGCGUCUUCAGCACACUCGCCAACCGCGCCUCGUCCCGCUCACACUCGAUCUUCACCAUCAAAGUCGUCCGCACCUCGCGCGUCACCGGCUCCGAGUUGACUAGCCGAUUCAGCAUCGUCGACCUUGCUGGGAGCGAGCGCGUCGUCCAUACGCAGACCACGGGCGACAGGCUGCGCGAGGCUGGCAACAUUAACAAGAGCUUGAUGGUGCUCGGACAGUGCAUGGAAGUGCUUAGGAAGAAUCAGGAGCGAGAGAAGGGGAGAAAGCCCGCCAUCGUCCCCUUCCGCCACAGCAAGCUCACGGAGAUGUUCCAAAGCUUCUUUGUCGGCGACGGCAAAGCGGUUAUGAUCGUCAAUGUCAACCCCUACGAAACCGGCUUCGACGAGAACUCGCACGUCAUGAAGUUCUCAGCCGUCGCCAAGGGCGUCAUGACCGUCAAGCGGGGGCCGGAUGCUGUCGUCGUCGCCGCUGCUCCCGUCCCGGUUCCGCAAGAGCUGAAGACAUUGCCGGAGGUGAAGAAGAAGGCUGAACCGAGGAUCGUGCGGCUGUCGCUCGUCGAGGGAGGCGAGGAAGAGGAGAUCAUCUACGAGGAGGAGGAUCUGUCCGACGACGAGGACGAGGACGAGUUCUUCAAUGCCCUCUUGGACGAGCUGUCCACCCUUCGCACCGCACUCUACGAGUCGCAGCUGAAUGCCGAGCUCGUCGUAUCGAACGUCCGCGCGCAGAUCACCAAGGAGUACGAGCAGAAGAUGCUCGACAUGGAGCGGCGCUUCCAGGACCGGUUGCGCGAAGAGGCCAUUGAAGCGGAGAACAAGCUCAAUGCCAAGCUCGACAUCCUCACCCGCUUGCAAGCAGCCAAGACUCCCGGCCGCGGCGCGAACCGCAAGAUUUCGCUUACACCGUCGACCGCGUAUGAUGACUCGGACGACGGUGAGGCGGGUGAGGGCGAAGAGGAGGAAGAGGAGGAGGUGGAGAAGAUGCUCUUGUCGGCGAGUCGAGGGCCGGACACCAGCUUCGCCGAGUCUUCGGCAUCCAUGUCUCCCCUUGCACACCGAACCAAGGCGAUCGGCCGCGACAUGGACGACGUCUCGCACCGCGCUGCCUCGAAGGCUCUCUCGCCUCUUGCGCAAGAAGUCUUUGGCGAUGAGGAAGAGGAGGACGAGCUCGCCGGGGACGACCGCGAGAAUGGCGGGGGCGCCGCUCAUGCAGUUCAGCUUGAUGCCGAAGCGGACUUGAGCGCCGCUGCCGAGCUCGCUGAGGUCGAACAGCGGGCUGGAGAAGAGGCGUCAAUUGUCGAGCUCGACGUGGAGGAGGUCGAUGAGGCGGAAGGCUCCAGCGACGACUUUGUCGACGACGGCGCCUCAAACGGAUCCGACGCCGACUACGAGGUCUCGCCGCCUCGCAGGAAACCCUCUCCGCUGAAGAAGCCUGUCGUGCCUGACUCGCACACGCCCGUCUCGACGCCCAAGACUCGCGCGGAUAAGGAGAACGAGGCGCCCGGUUCGGCUGCUUCGGCGGGUACUGAUGGCGCUGGCGGAGACGAGCUCGACGAGGCAGACGAGUUUGGACUCGACAAGAGCAUGGUCAUUCGCUCGGGCAGCAAGAACAAGAAGUCGAAGCGGAAACUCGGCGCCAAGGUCGUCGACGUCGAGGACAUCGACACGUACGAAGGCAUCCUCUCGCCCAUCCGCAAGACUCCUUCGAACCGCAACUUCCUUUACUGA
Rhodotorula toruloides NP11 is the source of this 3225-nucleotide messenger RNA. RefSeq names its product kinesin family member 20/23. Gene Ontology annotation, biological process: microtubule-based movement. Bases 1 to 3225 code for a protein of 1074 amino acids. The transcript is spliced from 14 exons. NCBI's taxonomy places the organism in Eukaryota, Fungi, Basidiomycota, Microbotryomycetes, Sporidiobolales, Sporidiobolaceae. Gene Ontology annotation, molecular function: microtubule motor activity; ATP binding; ATP hydrolysis activity. The record is from RefSeq and is a predicted model, not a curated record. Gene Ontology annotation, cellular component: nucleus; kinesin complex; microtubule.